Messenger RNA from Python bivittatus (Burmese python), 4794 nucleotides. The record is from RefSeq and is a predicted model, not a curated record. Lineage: Eukaryota; Metazoa; Chordata; Lepidosauria; Squamata; Pythonidae.
CGAGGCGCCGUUAGCUUUCGUUUUCUCCCGGUCGCGGGCUGGACGGGGGCGGGAGGGACCGCCGGGCAAGAGGCGAAGCGGCAUCGGAGCAUCGUGAGCGGGAGGGGCUCUGGCUGCGCCUCCUGGGAUCCACCAGCCCUCUCCUGGGGCCCCCCAGUUGCUCCCGAUGGAACUGGGUCGCCCCAUCUUGUCCCCAGCCUGAAAGCGAGAGGGUAACAGGCAGACAUUCCAACAGUUGCCGGAUGGAUUUUCCUUCGCUUUGCAGCAUGACUCUUGUGAUUCGGGAGGGUCUGCACAGACUGAUGCUAGUGGUGGGGAAGCAGAGAGGGGGCUGAGAAUGGGUGUCAGUGCGUGGUUGCACGUGGUGGUGUGAAGGGGACUCGGCCUGGAUUCUCCCCAGAAGCUCCUGCCUGGGCCAUACUCACCUCCUCUCUUUUUCCCUGCAGCUCAGCCAUGGCCAGCUCCCCCUAUCCAAACGAAGUGGAGUUGAGAAAUAUCAAGGCCCUAUACCUGGCCCAGAACGCAGUCACAGCUCCCUCUGAAAUCCAGAAACUGAUGGAUUUUUUGAACUCCCUCAAGGUCCAGGUUGGGAUCCUAGGAGAGCGUGGCACAGGGGUAAGCGUGCUGGUUCAGGCUCUGCUGAGCAAGCCCCGCCAGGUGACAAAUCUUGCUGCUUACUUCAGGGAAGCCCCGCAGCCCACCGUCUCUGCGGAGGUCCACACUCAUCCCACCUUCCCCCACCUCACCUUGCAUGAUCUGCCUGGCUUUGAGGCGACUGAGAAUCCAGCUGCCUAUCUCAAGCGCCUGGGUGACCUAAACCAAUUCAGGUGCUUUGUGAUGGUGGUGGGAACCACGGGCUUGAGAGACGUUCAUCUACAAGUCCUCAAGGCUAUCCAGCAAAAGAGGAAACCUUUCCUUGUGGCUCGCACCAAGAUCGACUUGGACCUGCACACAGCUGGAAGGCGGCUUCGACACAGGUACAAUCCUGCAGAGCAGAUGGGCCAGAUCCGGAAGGAGUUGACAGAGAGGUUGGCCAAGGACGGGCUGGAGGCCAAGAAGGUUUUCCUGGUGUCUGGGUUGCAGACUGAGAGAUACGAUUUUGCCUGGUUCGAGGAGACUUUGGAAGGAGAAGUGCUCAACUUGAAAAGACACCAUGAUGAAAAUCUGAAGGACUUCAGUGUGGUAAAUCAGAAGGCAGUCAGGGAACUGUAUAAGAUCUGUAAGUCCAGAUCCUUGGCAGAAGUCCCAGCUAUAAUCCAGGCUAUGCUGGAAGAUCCCACUCAAAUCCGUCUGGACGUAGCUGUGAUUGGGGAAACAGGCUCAGGAAACUCCUCUCUGAUCAAUGCGCUGAGAAGAGUAGGCUGUGGAGAGACCGAGGCGGCCCCCACUGGAGUCGCGGAGACCACCAGGACAGCAACAGCCUACCGGUUCCCGUUCGUCCCUAACAUGUACCUUUGGGAUCUGCCAGGAGUGGGAUUGACAGAGGAUGAUGUGAACCACCUGGAUCUUAGCCGCUACAGCGUCUUCCUGGUGGUGGCCUCAGAGCGUUAUAAGCACAUCCACAGCUGUUUGGCCAGAAUUAUUGCUUCUGUGGGGAAACAGUCUUUCUUUGUGAGGAACAAGAUAGAUGUAGAUGUGGGGGCCCAGGCUGGAAACCAACCCAGCCUGAAAGAGGAACUGCAGGAACAAGUCCGGAAGAGCUGCAUAGAAGCUCUGAAGAAUGAUGGCAUUGACUGUCCAGUCUUCCUGGUCUCCUCCUUCAUGGCUGAAGCCUAUGACCUCCCUCUCCUUCGGGAAGAACUCCAGAGCCGAGCUUCUGAAUUGAAGAAGAAAGCACUGAGGAAAACCAUCCCAACGGUCUUCUCCCAGCUGGUAAGGCACAACAGCAAAAUGCUGAUGAAAGAUGUGUGGGAGAAGAUCCUGCAAAUUGGCCUCUCCUAUUGCGAUAAUCUCAAGGAAACCGUGGUUGAGAAACUCCUGGCCACCAUCGUCAGCUUCUGCAUCAGCCUUGGUCUGGAUGAAACGUCUGUGAAAAACACUGCCCGGGACACUGGCAAAGCAGCCCUGCAGCUUCAGGCAGCAAUCCAAAGCCGCUUUGCUCAGCCAAUGCAGCCAACGGACCUGCUCAACCUCAUUGUUAAGCCCCCCUCAUUGAGCAGCUGGGUUUGGAGCUAUGUGCCGUACUGGGGGCAGGGGGCCAAGGUAGAGCCCAAGAUCUCCUUGGAAUACAUCUACAGCAUGCUGAAGCAAGUGGUGGUGGAGCUCUCAGAGGAUGCCGAGAGACUGCUGCUGGCCGCCUUUCUGGAGGACUAGAGCUGGAGGGUGGAUGGAUGGGGUGAGGGCAGGGUUAACCACCCCCUUGCCCCACUUCAAAAGCAGCAGACAGAAAAUAAUGGAAGCAUCCUUGCAAAAAGACAAAAUGGGGCAAGCGCAAAAAUUUCUCAGCAGUGUCCUGUGGUGGUGGUGGUGGUGGUGGCGGCGGCUUUUGAAGGGCACAACCAAAAAUGGAGGUUAUUUGAGCAGAGGAUUUGGCUGUAGAAACUGAGAAUGGAAAGCCACUGCUAAGGCUUUACCCCUUUGCAGUGCAGAUACAAAUUUACAUCAUCUAGCAGAGUGUUUGUCAACCUUGGCAGCUUGAAGAUGUGUGGACUUCAACUCCCAGAAUUCCCCAGCCAGCAUGGCUGGCUGGGGAAUUCUGAGAGUUGAAGUCCACACAUCUUCAAGCAGCCAAGGUUGACACACACUGUUCUAGCAGUUCUAUAUAUGAAGCCGUUCCCAUUACAGAGAAAUCAAACCCUUUCUUGUUUGCUGGCUUACAGUACUGAACUGUUAUAAUGGGUAGUUAUUUAAUUUUUCUGAAAGAAAUGAGCAGACACACCUUGACCCAAUAGAGGCUACACGCGGUUGGCCUGUUCAGAAAAGCAGGCCUUGGACCCCUUUCCUAAAUCUCUUUGAACACCCCAGAUGUAGGCAUGCUUAAAAAGAGAGCUAUUUCUUGUCCGGGAGGAUCCUAUUGUUUUGUAGAGUGAAAUAUUCAUUGCUUACAUUUGUUUGCAACGGAAGUAGGUCAAGUUCGUAAACGGUUAUUAAAAACGCUGCCCGAGAGUAGAUUGUCUGCUGUUUGGUGCACAACACAAACGGCAGUCAAAAAUGCUACACAUUGUGCACCUAGACACACAACAGUUGACUGAAAUGGCUGGCCCCACCUGUAAUUUGCUGCAUGCCAAACAAAUAUUUACUCAACAUUGUGCAAUCUUCUUGUUCUGAUCAUACUUGCUUAUAGGAUGCCACUCACUGGGUUUUUAAAAUAUUUAUCCUCAGCCCUUGCCUAAUUCCAUUAGGGUUGUUGUUGUUGUUUAAUCGUUCACCUUAAUUUGAUUUGCCAGGAAGUACAGGGUCAGAAGUUCAAAUUCCCCUGGCUUGCACAAAAUAACAUUUACACAGCAUACCUGCAGCUAAUUGUAUUCACAGUGAUGCAAGAGCUUAUGUGACACUGUAACUAGUAAACACUAAAGCUAUUUAAAAAAAUGGGUGCUGGGGGCAGGAAGAGAAUCUCAUUUGGGUGGAAAAAAUGUUAUUUGGCAAUUGACAACUACAUGUGGUAGUUGGGAUAGAAAUUAAUACAGCAACUGAACCUAUCCUCCUAUAUUAGAUGGGAAGACGUAAUAAAGGCAGAGUGAUUACUGAUGGAUGGGUCAAGACCGUAUUUCUGGACAAGUUGUACAAAUAUAGUGGUUUAAGUAGAACUGUCCACGCUAUACUGGUUCAUGCUAAAUAAACUGUGAUCUACAAAUCAGUGUCUGGGUUCUUAAGACCAAUCAACCCCAUUAUAAUUUAGCAUAAUAGACAAACCUAGUAUUUCUUUGGAGGUGGCUGAAUACCGGGGGAGGGUGUGUGUGUGUGGAUAUCUUCCUAUCUACAUAACCACCAAACUUCUAGGACUCUUGCCAAUAACACUGCAACACUGCUCUAAAAUAUCAAAGAGAUUAGAAAGUGGCUUUUAAUGCACAUCUGGGCUUCUAAAGUGCCAGGAAAUGGCACAACGUUGGAAAAGAGAAAUUUUGCCAACAAUAACAGAUUGGGAGACAAUGCUGCAAUGGCAGAAUUGACCAUGUACAGUAUUCAUAAUAGAAGUUUAACUAAAUUCGUGCAACAUUGUCCUCUAUAUACAACACAUUACAUAGCAAGGCAAAGUCAAACAUGUGGAAUGUGGCUUCUAAAAUUUAAAUAGAAACCAGUAACAAUUUUAAAUGUUUAAUGUAAAGUACAGGUAGCUAAACUACAGUCAGUAGUUGGGGACACAAAUGGAAGAGAAGGGGAGAAUGUGUUACCAGAAAGUCUUUUUACAAUGCUUUUAAUUCAUAUUCAGGAGUUGUUUUGCUUUAUUUUCUUCUUUUUCUUACUCUCUCUUGUAUUUCAUUACAAUAUUUUAACAACAAAACAUCAAAGAAAAAAAAAUAAAGUGCCAGAAAACAAUCCAGAUACAGGAGAACAUGUAUGGGUCACAAUUCACUUGCAGAAGAUAUAUUCUAUACACAAAAGGCCUUGAACUCAAUCCAUAGCAACUUCAGUUUAAAAAGAUCUUUUGCCUAGAAUUCUUCACUUUGAGAAUCCAGAGAAUUGCAGCCAGUAGAAGUAGCCAGUCCUGAACAGGACCAAACUGACCAAUGAUUGGAUCUACUUUGUUCUGAGCCAAUCUCACACAUUUAAGAUCUAGCUUCACUACAGGUAGUCCUCGACUUAAGAUCACAAUUGGGACUGGAACUUCCAUUGCUAAGCAAUGUGGUUCUUAAG